CACUCUCACACACACUCGCUCCUUGCGCAUCGCAGACCUUCAGAAAGUGCUCGUGUUCAACUACAGUGAAAGUUAACAUGUACGUGCACGCUUUGAUACGCGCAAGCCUUGGAUUUGUAGGUCUCUGCCUGGUCGCUUUUGUCCAACAGUCUGCUUCAGGAAGUAAAACCACUCAAGAUGUGGACGAGUGUGCAGAGGCACUUGACAACUGCAGCAUCGAUGCCAUCUGCCAGAACACCCUGAAGUCAUACAAAUGUAUCUGCAAGUCGGGCUAUAAAGGGGACGGCAAACAUUGUGAAGAUGUGGACGAGUGUGCAACUGAGUACAAUGGCGGCUGUGUCCAUGAGUGCAUCAACAUCCCAGGAAAUUACAGGUGCACAUGCUAUGAUGGCUUUCGCUUGGCACAUGACGGGCACAAUUGUCUCGAUGUGGAUGAGUGCUCGGAAGGCAACGGCGGAUGCCAGCAGAUUUGUGUCAACAUGAUGGGCAGCUAUGAGUGCCGCUGCAGAGAAGGAUUCCUCCUCAGUGACAACCAGCACACCUGCAUCCAGAGGCCUAAAGUGCAACCAGAAGGUGCAAAGGAGGGACCCACCUGUAUGGACAAGAACCACGGCUGUGCACACAUCUGCAGGGAAACACAGAAGGGGGGCAUCUCCUGCGAGUGUCGACCUGGGUUCCAGCUCACCCGUAACAUGAAGGACUGCAAAUUGACAUGUAACUAUGGUAACGGGGGUUGCCAGCACAUCUGCGAGGAGACGGACCACGGCCCCAAGUGUUCGUGCCACAUGAAGUUUGUCCUGCACAGCGAUGGAAAGACUUGUGUAGGAGAGAGGAGUGUCCAGUCCCAGGCAGCCCCACAGCUGUUCCCCAAUGAGACCUGUGCAGUGAACAAUGGUGGCUGUGAUAGCACGUGUCAUGAUUCGGUGACGGGGGUCCGCUGCAGCUGUCCCGUUGGCUUCACCCUGCAGCCCGACCGCAAGACCUGCAAAGACAUUGACGAGUGCCGCCUGAACAAUGGCGGCUGCGAUCAUGUGUGUCGAAACACCGUCGGCAGCUUUGAGUGCAGCUGCAAGAAAGGCUACAAGCUUCUGACCAAUGAGAGAACCUGUCAAGACAUCGACGAAUGCUCCUUCGACCGCGCCUGCGACCACUUUUGCGUCAACUCUGCCGGGAGUUUCCAGUGCCUCUGUCACAGAGGCUACGUCCUGUACGGCCUGGCCCACUGUGGAGGAGGGGGGCAGCCCUGCAGCAACUGCCUCGUAACAUUUGUCAACCUCAAAUGUGACUCCUCAAAGAAAGCGAAAGGACGACGUGCUCGUAACCCGUCUAACAAAGAGGUAACUCGCAUAACUCUGGAGCUGGAGGCUGAGGUCAAACCUGGAGACACCACAGGCAGUUGUAAUCUCAGCUGCCUGAGACAGCGCAUGGAGAAGCAGGUGAAGACGUACAUCAAAGCUCUGAAGAAGUCCAUCAACCAGGAGCGCUUCCUGAUCCGAGUCGCUGGUUUGGAAUACGAGGUCGCCCAAAAACUUCCCCAGGCUGCUCCCAUUCAAGAGAACUGCGGCCCGGGCUGGGAGAGGGAAAGCGGCCGAUGUGUCAGAUGUUUGUCAGGGUCGUAUUACCACGGAGAGCAGGAGCGCUGCAUCCAGUGUCCACCGGGCACGUUCCAGGAGAGGGAGGGGCAGCUGGCCUGUGAUCUCUGCCCUGGCAGCGACGGCCAUGGGCCUGUCGGGGCACGGAACAUCUCCUCCUGUGCAGGCCAGUGUCCGACAGGGUCCUUCUCCAGCGAUGGCUUCAAACCGUGUCAGCCGUGCCCUCAGGGAACCUACCAGCCAGAUUUGGGACGGACCCUGUGCUUCCCCUGUGGCGGAGGACUGGGCACCAAGCGGGAAGGUGCCAGCUCCUUCCACGACUGCGAGGUCAAAGUUCAGUGUUCUCCCGGUCAUUACUACAACACCACAGUACACCGGUGCAUCCGCUGCCCUGUGGGGACCUAUCAGACAGAGUUUAGACAGAACUACUGUAUCUCCUGCCCAGGGAACACCACCACGGACUUUGAUGGUGCCACAAGUGUAUCGCAGUGCAAGAACAGGCAAUGCGGUGGAGAGAUGGGCGAGUUCAUGGGUUACAUUGAGUCACCAAACUACCCCGGUAAUUACCCUGCCAACGUGGAGUGUAUCUGGAACAUCAACCCGCCCAGCAAACGCAAGAUCCUUAUCGUGGUGCCUGAGAUUUUCCUGCCCUCCGAGGACGAGUGUGGAGAUGUGUUGGUCAUGAGGAAGAACUGGUCAGCUACAUCCAUCACCACCUAUGAGACGUGUCAGACGUACGAGCGGCCAAUCGCCUUCACAGCUCGCUCCAGACGUCUGUGGAUUAACUUCAAGUCCAAUGAGGCCAACAGCGCCAGGGGCUUCCAGAUCCCCUACGUUACUUAUGAUGAGGACUAUGAACAGCUUGUAGAGGACAUAGUGCGAGACGGACGACUCUAUGCUUCAGAAAACCACCAAGAAAUCCUCAAGGAUAAAAAACUGAUUAAGACUCUUUUUGACGUGCUGGCUCACCCAAACAACUACUUCAAGUACACCACUCGGGAGUCCAACGAGAUGCUUCCCCGCUCCUUCAUACGUCUCAUAAGCAGCAAAGUCUCCGCUUUCCUGCGACCAUACAAGUAAAAAGGUCGCGCGGCCGCCGGCGCAUUGGAUCGUGACCUCCCCCCGACAUCCCCCCUUCGCCUUACAGGCCACAUCCCGCUACUCUCACAGGGCUUUAAAAAAAAAAAGAAAGAAAAUGAAACACAAAACAUACCACCGUGUUUACCCUCUCGUAUUUUCCAUAGGCUUUGACAAUAAACACUAUGCAGACCUGAAGAGAACAUUAUUUGUGUUUUAGGUUUAAUUUUUUGUCCGUUUCCGUUCCGCACAGGUCUGCAGUCCCGAGCUCAAACCCUCAGUGGUGAUGUAGAGUGUGUGACUGGGUUUGGUUUCUUUUGUGUUGUGAAACGAAACCACACACACACACAAAAAAACAAUAGAAACGCUGACUUCAGACAGGAGUGAUGUUUUGUGUGCGGUUUGAGCUUGAUAGAGCUUGUUGUUGUUGUAUUUGCUUAAAUGAGUGGUCUGAGUUCCAGCUCCAACUCUACCAUUAAGUAUGACUGUGUCAGUGUUGUGUAAGUGUUGUGUAACCCUGGUUCCACCUUCAGUGUCUGUGUGCUGCCCUCGAGGAGGAGCCGUUGUUGAAUCUCAUGUCGCAGCUGCAUUCCAGGUCAUUUAAAGCCUUACUAUAUUUGAGCUCUUAGAGCGACUUCCAUGAGUUUUACUGUUAAAACAGUUCAUCUGUGUUUUGUUCCGUCUGUUUACUCGACCGCGCCGGCGUUUUCCAACCUUGAAAUCACGUCUGUUGCUCUUUUACAAGCCAACUUAAAAAGCAAAUAUCAUUCCAGGAACACCCGCGAUCAUUUGGGAGACGAAUAACAAACUAAUAAUAAUAGUGAGAGCCACAGAAAUGAGAUAAUGUGAUGUAUGGUGGAACAUGUCUCAGUGAGAGAGAGAGAAAGAGAGAGAGAGAGAAAUGUCUUUGAGGGACAUUAUGUUUGCUGCUUCUUUUAAAAGGUCACUUUAAUUCUUCAAUCUCAUAUUGUCUUUCUGAUCUACUCUACACUAAUAGUCUGUAGGUUUUAAAAUCAGCGGAAGCUCGGAAUCUGAAACAUUUUAUUUCUCACACACAGUUGAUAAAUUGAUAAUCUCACAUUGCCUGUCAGUGGAUUUCCAGUUUUAUCUUGUUUUGUUUUUUUCAACAAUCUUGUAAAUAAUGAAAAUAAAUUAGACGAGGGUUGAAUUCUUUAAUCCUAAUUUGUUUACGCAGGACCCCCCCCACCCUAAAAAACACUCUUUCCACCCUUUAAUGUUCCGCCCGUCUUCAAAUCCAAAGACACCUAGUACUUACCCGCCCCGCCCGCCCUUCCAUUCACCCUGCUCACAUUUUAUUCUGUCCCAAUGAAGACAGCUCUUCCAAAGACUGCCCCAAAAAAGGGGAAAGGUCAAGUUGUUUUGUGCACUAGAUUUAGAACCCGUCAUCCUACCUUUUCACGACAAGUGCAAUGAACGACAGAAGACAACACCUUUAACUUUGGUUACGCUCUGUUGUGACCCACACAACGGUUGUGAAAAGGUUGUUUGAAGUGGGCGUCAGUCUUGUCGAGACUCGUAUUAAAUAUGCGUCGCUAUGGGCAGAAGAGGUUUCGGAUUCAUCGUGUCUCUCUUAUAUGACAAAGUAUUAUGGUAACCUAAAGGGAAAGAAAAUCGUUGGAGAAUUCAGUUGUGAGCUUUACGAAAAUAAAGUCGUAAUUUUAUCAGGUUGAGAUUGAUUUUUUUUUUAAAAUGUAGUCGUAAAAUUAUGACAAUUAAAAAGACAUAUUUUAGGCCACGCGUCACGUUAGAGGGGGAGUGUUGCCGACUUUAAAAUGAGGAAUUGGGAGCAUCUUCACAAAGCAUUCACAAAUAACAAAAUAAUCUUCUGGCUCAUCAGCACCACAUUAUAAGAACAUAUAUAUGUAUCAGGAUUUUAAAAAGAUUGUUUUUAAAGAAAGAAGCACACAGACAUGGACUUGGAGGAAAUUGUCUCUUGUGUGUGGUGGUCGAGUUUGUUUUUUUGGUUAAAUCUGAAGUGGUUUCACAGUGUUUCAAGAGACAACGAGUUUGAUUGGAUCCAGACGAAGUGGAAUGCAGCUUCUCAUAGCAGCUGAUUUCCUUUAUUCCUUUUUAUUUAUUCUCAUAAUAUUAUGACUUUCUUUACAAUUACGACUUUAUCCUCACAAUAUUUCAACUUAAUUCUCGAAUCGACAGAAUUUUCCAUUCUACUCUUAAUGAGCAAAAUAAAAAAAAACAAAGUCUGUCGAAAUGUGAUUAAAAAAAAAAAGGUAUUUGAUGUGUUUAAAAAUAUGUAGAUAUAUAUGUUGUGAAAUUAAAACAGCGACCAAAACAGGGUGAAAUAAUUUAUGUUUAGUAAAAUCUGACACUUUGCUUCAUGUAAGUAGUCAAGGAGUAGAAUUUGGCAUUUGUGAAAAAGGAGGAGGUUGAUCUCACGUCCGUAUGGAAGUCACAGCUGGUGGAUAGUUAGCUUAGCUUAGCAUAAAGAGUGGAAAUGGAGGGAAACUAGCCUUGCUCUGCAAACCACAUUUCUUAAGCUCAAUUAACACAUUCUGACUUUUUGACUUAUUUGAUAAAUUCUUAGUGUGUGAUUUUUACGGGAGAGUUGAUCGAGCACAGUGGUGACGGGAGUCUCGGCCAGAAAGUGCAUGAGCAAAUUUCCCAAAAUGUCUGAGCUACUCCUUUAAUAUCAGUGUCAUCAGUGCAGAUGGCUACAUGGUUAGUACGUGACAAUGAUAAUCCCCACCCCCUUCAACCCUCGAAAGAAAUUAAAAAUCGAGUCGGCGCUCACUCUCUGAUAACGAAAUAAUAAUUCAGGGAGGAUGUUUUGUAAAUGUAAAUAAAAAAAUACUCGCGAUGGUACAAGUCGUAUCGUGUACCUGAGCUGUAGGAUGACACAAAGGGAAUUUGACCACAUUGUCAAAUUUGAGGGCAAUGCUGGCCCAAGCCAUGAAAAAAUAAAACCCCUCUAUACACUUUUCGCUUAAAUACUGAUUUUACUUGUAUUUCUCUGUGCAGACGUCAUCACGCAGCGUCCCAGUGCUGCUGCCCACACGCCCUCAUUCCCCCAUACCCCCCCCCUUCCCGACCAAAAUCAUCACCUUUUCCUGCAACCUGUAGUUUUUUGUUUUUAUUGUUGCCUUUUAACAAGAGUUUGCUAUGAUGUAUCAUAGAGUUGAUAAUGAUAUUUGCACUUGAAUUGUUAUUGCUCAUGUAAAAAAAAAA
Messenger RNA from Paralichthys olivaceus (Japanese flounder), 5873 nucleotides. Lineage: Eukaryota; Metazoa; Chordata; Actinopteri; Pleuronectiformes; Paralichthyidae. The record is from RefSeq and is a predicted model, not a curated record.